This is a messenger RNA of Rhipicephalus sanguineus (brown dog tick), 1136 nucleotides long. RefSeq lists its product as uncharacterized. Gene Ontology annotation, cellular component: ribonuclease MRP complex; nucleolar ribonuclease P complex; fibrillar center. Gene Ontology annotation, biological process: tRNA 5'-leader removal. Gene Ontology annotation, molecular function: ribonuclease P activity; ribonuclease P RNA binding. Bases 178 to 1113 code for a protein of 311 amino acids. The transcript has a single exon. Lineage: Eukaryota; Metazoa; Arthropoda; Arachnida; Ixodida; Ixodidae. The record is from RefSeq and is a predicted model, not a curated record.
GCUACAAAAACGCACGUGUGCAGUUCAGCGGUUCAGCACAGCCAGACACAGCAUCAUCGUUUUAUGUGUGCGUGUGUUUUGCUCUUGCAUCUCGCUUUUCACUGUGUGAUCGCCUGCUACAACUGGUUAGUUGCCGUGUAGCUACUGCGUAUUUCAAGAACAAGGAACUAUCCGAAAAUGCCGAAGGCCCCUAAAGCACGGAAAAAGAUUCUGCUAGCCGCACCGGUCUCGAUGAGAUGGCCUACAAUUGACAACGAGUGUCGUUCUCGGCUGUUUGAGCGCUUUCGGAGCAUGACUGCGCCCUUGGAUCCUAGGAAGCUGUCUUACCUCGUACUGGGGUUGAACGGUACUGCGCGAGCACUGGAACAGGAUCAGCUCUCCGCGCUGCUACUGAAUUCGUCGGCUGAUCCCCCUAGGCUCUUGCACGGACUCAUCAAGCUGGCACGACACAAAAAUACCCCCGUACUUUGUACCAGCGAGCUGCACGAGUGGGUGCCCAGUGUGCAUUCUUUGCUGGCGUUGGGGCUGCGGCGUACGGCGCCUGCUACCAAGUCAGUCGACGAUUUCCUGAAAGCGGUGCGGCUUAACGCCGGUACUUAUACCGAUAAGGCAUCUGGAAAUGACAGCACUGUGGCAUCGAACAAUGAAAAUGAAACUGUUGACAAGCCCUGCGCUAAGGUAACACCCGCAGUCCCGGAGUCUAGAGUUACCGAGCCGUCUGUUAGCGUGGAGAGAAAAACGAGUGAAAGCAAGAAAGCUAGUGCACCGUUCUUGGAAGAAGCUGCCUUUACGAAAACCAAGGGCACGUCUGAAGCGCAGGUCGGAAUACUCAAUUCGGAAAUCCGCGCCACCGAAGGUAGAGGCGCCUCGUCGGUUACUGUAGACAUUGAGCUUCCUGAAGAAGGCGGUUUAGAAUUUCCAGACUAUGAAGGCGGUUUCGACAGCGUUGAGGUAAUAGAAUCGUCCUCCUGUGCCCCGCAAAAAACGAAAGCUGCUGCUGUGCCCCCUACCGUCCAAGCGUCAUGUUUUGUCAAGGCCAAUAUCAAGCAAGUUUUGCCAAAAGGAAAGACCAAGACUAAAAGGAAACGUGGAAUAAUUAAGGCAAUCAAAUAAAUUUGAAGUUCUGCCGGCGUCAA